AUGUUUUGUAAAAAUACAGGAAAUGUUCCGAAAACAUGUACAAACCGAUGGGAAUCCUACGUCUUCAACGAUAAGGAGUAUAUUGUUCACAAUUUGCCAGUGAAUUGGGACAAUGCGAAGAUAUUAUGUCGGGGUCAUCAUAACGGCACUCUGGCAGUAUUGGACACGAAGGAUAAAUCGGAAUUCUUAGCUGAAGCUCUCUCCGAGUCACAAUUCCUGAUAGAAUCUGUGUGGAUAGCCGCACGCAGAGCGUCGGCAGAUGAUCCAGCCGGCUACAGAUGGCGGAACGGCGUGGAACUGAGGAGAACAGCAGCAGAUAUACUAGCUAAUACUGAAACUGAUGGUGAUGCGAGAAAACAUUUCCCCAUGAGACAGGAAAACAGUGAAGCAAAGCGGGUGCUUGCAAUUGGACAGACACUCGACUCAUCCCCCCGUGUUCAUGGAAGCGCGCUGCGAAAGGAAAAUGCAGUUCAUUUGCUACCAAGGUCAGUACCUUUCAGUCUAGAAUGUCCGAUUUCCAAAAUGUUUAGCGGUUGCAAAAUGCCUAAUUCUCAAAAUAUCCAGAUCCCAAAAAUUCCGUUAUUCCCGACAUGUCCAAUUCCCAAGAUGUCCAAUCUAAUAUAAUGAUGGUUUUGUUGUAUGGUCCCCUAGAUCCGCCCUUGCUGCGAUUGUAAAUUUUAACGCAACUUGAAUGGAUGAUCAAAAACCAGUGAUAUUAAGAUUUUCAGUUGGCCAAUAUUCUGUUGAUGUUUACGUGAUAAUUAUCAACAACUUACAUUUUGCCAUUAUACUGUCUACCUACAUCAUAUUGCAUCAUAUUCGCCUUGUUUUCCAGGUGUUCAGACUUUAGUAUCUUCCACUAUGAUGCCAAACGACGACAUCUACUACUAUGUGUUAGUGAGGCAACUGUUCUACUGGCAACAUGCAUAUGAUAACUGUCAAAAGAUGAACGGAACAUUAGCUAGUGUCGACAAUAGUGCUGUGCUCAUGCAAUUACUGCUAGCUAUGGGUGAAAAUAAAGAAGAACGUGAGUAUACUCUGUUCUUGGGACAGGAAUAAAACGCUACCUAAAUGACACAGAGUAUUAUGUCAGCGUUGAAAUUUCAGCAACAUGUGUCGCUAACUAUAGAAACCUGUAUACUUCCGCGAAAUACAGCGUCUACAGGACGUUAUAAUUCGCUGACACCCACCCCCCUCCCCUCUGUGAAGUAUAUAACAAAAAAUGGUACCUUUUCUUUCAACGCUCACAUAGUAUUUUGUAUCCAUUUUUUCACCUAUCCUAGAAACAAACUAUAUAAAAUAUAAUUAAAUUAUUUUAUAGCUAUCGUUUAA
This is a messenger RNA of Diatraea saccharalis (sugarcane borer), 1332 nucleotides long. NCBI's taxonomy places the organism in Eukaryota, Metazoa, Arthropoda, Insecta, Lepidoptera, Crambidae. The record is from the annotation of a GenBank genome assembly.